UGGGAAGCCAGUGGCCUGGACAGGGGCUCUGCAAGGUACUGGCUGCUGUCUCUACUCCUCCCCCUUGCCCAGGGCACUACCCAUCUGGCUCCAACCCCACUGACCACCACACCUGACCAUGCCUGGGGAGGCCCGAGAAGAUGCCAUCCUGCCCAUCAUGGUGAGCCCGGGCUCUGGGACUGUUCCAGCCAGCCACCUCACUGAGGUCAGCCUGCACCCUGUUGAGUCCAUCAGUGACCUGCACAAUGGAGGAACCCUGCACCCCUACCUGACUGAUGACCCUGCCUCGCAGCACUGGGAGGAGCUCAUGGGCAUAUUGCCCUCAUCCCUUUGUGUCCAGGCUGGCUGCACCCCGGCCCAGGGGCGUGGGGCCUUCUUGCUUCUGCUGGCGCUGCUUAUCCUCACCUGCCUUGCCCUUGCCAUCCUGGCUGUCUACCUGAGUGUGCUACAGAGCGAGUCCCUUCGGGUUCUGGCCCACACACUCCGGGUCCAGGAAGAGACGUUGUUAAAGCUCCGGCUGGCCAGCCUCAACCAGUGGCGACGGCUCAAUAGCAGCGAAGCUCGAGGCCUCAGCUGAGGAAUGAGCUCCCCUGUUGGAGCCCAGGACCCUCUGCCGGCACUCAACAGGACAUCAGGCAGACGACCCUCCCCCCAGAAGCCUGGCCCUCCUUCCCUCCGGCCUCUACUGACAUGCCCAAACAGCCUCCCCAUUUCUAUGUUUCUACAGGAGAUUUUUGUAUCAAUAAAUGGCACAAUCUACCAGA
Molecule: messenger RNA, 764 nt
Organism: Monodelphis domestica (gray short-tailed opossum)
Lineage: Eukaryota; Metazoa; Chordata; Mammalia; Didelphimorphia; Didelphidae
Gene: LSMEM2
Product: leucine rich single-pass membrane protein 2
Source: RefSeq, a predicted model, not a curated record